CUGACAGAAAGCGAAACAGGGACGAUUUGACUGGAGAGUCUAGCGGUCAUGCAGACAAUGCGUUGCCUACUUCGCCCAUAGCUCCGUUUUCUGAUGAUGAUUUUGGCGACGACACUAAUGAUCUUGAUGGGAUUCGAGAUGAAGCCAUUGUCGACAAUGAAAUUGUCGAUAUCCUUGAUCAGGAUGAAGAGGAAGAUGACGACGGAGAAGACUUGUUUGGCGACAAUCUUGACAACGACUACCGAGAAAACGUUCGUUUGGAUCAUUACGAGGUUGAAUCUGUUGUAGAUGAAGAGGAAUACGACACCAUGAACCGUGAAGACCGUCUUGUUGCUGAAGCUAAAAUGCGUCGUCGCGAUCGGGAGCUGGCUCGAUUGGAAGGCCGUCUUCCUGCUGCUUUCCUUGACGAUGAGGAAGAGGAUGAAAACGAGCCAAUGCGUGCUCGUCGUAGGCGUCAUGACGGAUUGGAUAUGGAUAUUGAUUUGGAUGCAGGCGAAAUUGCACCACUUGAUCCUGAAAGUUUGAUGGCCACAAAGGGUCCUCUGAGUGAAUUUGUUGCAAUGGAAGGACCUCGUCGCACAAUCAAAAAGGAGUUUCAUAGUUUCCUUACAUCCUAUGUCAACGACAAGGGCGAAUCUGUAUAUGGAGAGCGUGUCAAAGCCAUGUGUUUAGCUGACGGACAAAGCUUGGAAGUAGACUAUCGUCAUUUAUAUUCCACCAAUGCCACGCUUGCAUACUUUCUUUCCAACACGCCCACCGAAAUCUUGAAAAUAUUUGAUAGCGUUGCAAUGGAAGUUGUACUUACUGGUUACGAAGACUAUGACAAGAUUCGAAGUGAAAUUCAUGUGCGUAUUACCAAUCUCCCGAUUGUCGAGACUUUGCGUGAUCUCCGACAAUCUCAUCUAAACACUUUGGUCAAUGUCCGUGGUGUGGUGACACGCCGAACUGGUGUGUUUCCUCAAUUAAAAUAUGUCAAAUAUGACUGUCUAAAGUGUGGUGCGCUUAUUGGUCCAUACCACCAAGACGCUAUUGCUGAGAUUCGUGUGCGUAUUUGUCCCAACUGCCAAGGCAAGAAUUGCUUUUCUGUCAAUUCCGAAGAGACUAUUUACAGGAAUUAUCAGCGAAUAACUCUUCAAGAAAGUCCAGGAACUGUUCCUGCUGGUCGUCUACCUCGCCACCGCGAAGUUAUUUUAUUAUGGGAUCUUGUUGAUGCCGCUCGUCCUGGCGAAGAAAUUGAAGUCGUUGGUGUUUACCGCAACAACUUUGAUUUUUCUUUGAAUACUAAAAACGGGUUCCCUGUGUUUGCCACGGUGAUUGAAGCCAACUAUAUUGCGAGAGGUGAAGAUCAGUUUUCCAGCUCUCGUUUGAACGAAGAUGAUCAGCGCGAGAUUCGCGCUCUUGCCGCUGACCCUCGUAUUCGCCAACGUAUUAUUAAAAGUAUUGCGCCGUCUAUUUAUGGUCACGAAGAUAUCAAAACAGCUCUUGCUUUGUCAGUAUUUGGCGGUGUAUUUAAGAAUCCUCAAGGAAAGCAUAGACUUCGAGGAGAUAUUAACGUUCUUCUUCUUGGCGAUCCGGGUACUGCCAAAUCUCAAUUUCUUAAAUAUAUUGAAAAAACUGCUCCUCGUGCUGUAUACACUACUGGUCAAGGUGCAUCUGCAGUUGGUCUUACUGCUGCAGUUCAUAAAGAUAUCGUUACUCGUGAAUGGACUCUCGAGGGCGGUGCUUUGGUGAUGGCUGAUCGUGGAGUCUGUUUGAUUGACGAAUUCGACAAGAUGAACGAUCAGGAUCGGACUUCUAUUCACGAAGCCAUGGAACAACAGUCUAUUUCAAUUUCCAAGGCCGGUAUUGUUGCUACUCUUCAGGCUCGCUGUGCUGUCAUUUCUGCCGCCAAUCCAAUUUAUGGCAAAUAUAAUCCUCAAGUACCUUUUUCCCAAAACGUUGAGCUUACCGAGCCCAUCCUGUCACGAUUCGAUAUUCUUUGUGUAGUCAAGGAUAUUGCUGAUCCUAUUGUUGAUGAACGUCUUGCUCGAUUUGUAUGUGGCAGUCACAUGCGUAGCCAUCCUGGAGCUGCAGCGGAUGGUGAGGAUAACGGAGCACCAAAACUCGACGCUGACAUCAUUCCACAGGCAUUUUUGCGCAAGUAUAUUAUUUAUGCUCGUGAGCAUGUUCGACCCACUCUUCGGGAUGUUGAUGUUGACAAACUGGAAAAACUAUAUUCGGAAUUGCGUCGCGAAUCUAUGAUUGGUGGUGCCAUUCCAAUUACGGUGCGCUACCUCGAGUCCAUCAUUCGUAUGUCUGAGGCAUUUGCUCGUAUGCAUCUUCGAGACACAGUGCGCCAAGAUGAUAUUGAUCAUGCCAUCUCAGUUACAGUCCGCAGUUUUAUCAGUGCUCAAAAACACUCUGUCAAAAAGAGUCUUUCUCGUGUUUUUGACAAGUACAUUUCCAGCGAUGUUGAUAUGCAUGAACUGAUGCACCAUGUUCUUUCUGAUAUUCUAAAGGAACACAUGCGUUUUGAAUACCUUCGUGGCAACAGUGCUAUUGGUCGUGUCGAAAUCGAUUGUGAAGAAUUUGAACUGAGGGCAAAGGAGCAUCGUAUGUUUGACUUGACAACCUAUUAUGAAAGUGAUCUAUUUCAGCAAUCGUUUAGUCUAGAUCGUGGACGUGGCAAAAUUAUGUUGAGACCGUAACCUUUUAGAUAUCAAAGUUGAAUAAUAAAAAUCAUCGAGUAAACUAAUUAAAUAUGC
Molecule: messenger RNA, 2744 nt
Organism: Batrachochytrium dendrobatidis JAM81
Lineage: Eukaryota; Fungi; Chytridiomycota; Chytridiomycetes; Rhizophydiales
Exons: 12
Coding region: 309-2687 (792 amino acids)
Biological process (GO): DNA replication; double-strand break repair via break-induced replication; mitotic DNA replication initiation
Cellular component (GO): nucleus; MCM complex
Molecular function (GO): single-stranded DNA helicase activity; 3'-5' DNA helicase activity; single-stranded DNA binding
Source: RefSeq, a predicted model, not a curated record